UUAUUAUAGUAUACCUUUUAUUAAGUGCACAAACUGCUUUAUUUCAGACUGUUCCUCAAUUUGAUCUGCCACACGUUCACUUCUAUUCUCAAAAUGUUUGAAGCAAGACUUCCACAAGGAAAUGUACUCAAAAAGGUUCUUGAAGCCAUCAAAGACUUGGUGCCUAAUGCUAACUGGGAUUGCGGAAGUAAUGGUUUAACUGUGCAAGCCAUGGAUAGUAGUCACGUCAGUUUAGUGUCACUGUCAAUGAGUGCUGAUGGCUUUGAGCCUUACAGGUGUGAUAGGAACAUUACUCUCGGCAUGGACACCAGUACACUGUCAAAAAUUCUUAAAUGUGCAAGCAAUGAUGACAGCAUCACAAUCAGAGCUGAAGAUUCUGGUGAUACAGUGUCGUUUGUCUUUGAAAGCCCAAACCAAGAUAGAGUCUGUGAAUACAACAUGAAACUCAUGGAUAUUGACAGUGAGCAUUUAGGAAUACCAGACCAAGAGUACGAUGCUGUUGUGACAAUGCCCUCAUCAGAGUUCCAGAGAAUAUGCCGUGACCUGACUCAGAUUGGUGACUCAGUAAAAAUCCACUGCACAAAGGAAGGUGUGAAGUUCUCAGCCAGUGGAGACCUUGGUGAUGGAAAUGUCCUCCUUAAACAAAGUUCCAGUGUUGACAAAGAAGAGGAACAGGUCUGAAUUCUGUUUUAGUCAUCCUUAUUUUCAACUACAUGUAACUGUACUAAUAACUUCAAGGCUUCUUUUUAAGGCUUUUUUGUGAGCUUGUUUUUGGUGCCAGGGAGGGUUGCAUUUCAAAAUUGUUAGGGUUUAUUUGGAAGAGACUUUGUACAAUGUAUGUCAAAAAUUUAAAUGUGCUUGUGAGAAUACCACUUGGUAUAACACUAACGAUAAUGA
Orbicella faveolata is the source of this 897-nucleotide messenger RNA. RefSeq names its product DNA sliding clamp PCNA-like. Gene Ontology annotation, biological process: mismatch repair; regulation of DNA replication; leading strand elongation. The record is from RefSeq and is a predicted model, not a curated record. Lineage: Eukaryota; Metazoa; Cnidaria; Anthozoa; Scleractinia; Merulinidae. Gene Ontology annotation, cellular component: PCNA complex. Gene Ontology annotation, molecular function: DNA polymerase processivity factor activity; DNA binding.